Messenger RNA from Verticillium alfalfae VaMs.102, 1047 nucleotides. Its product is annotated as integral membrane protein. The record is from RefSeq and is a predicted model, not a curated record. Gene Ontology annotation, molecular function: inositol phosphoceramide synthase activity. Gene Ontology annotation, cellular component: inositol phosphoceramide synthase complex. NCBI's taxonomy places the organism in Eukaryota, Fungi, Ascomycota, Sordariomycetes, Glomerellales, Plectosphaerellaceae. The transcript is spliced from 3 exons. Gene Ontology annotation, biological process: inositol phosphoceramide metabolic process; sphingolipid biosynthetic process. The coding region runs from base 1 to 1047 and encodes 348 amino acids.
AUGUCCUCCCCCACGAGCGUCAUCAUCGCUGCUUUUACUGUUGGCGCUCUGGUCAACCGACGUCGAGCCAGACGCGGCGAUGAGGAGAAGCGGCUCACCUCUGCCGAGCAAUCUCCACCUCUCGAACCCUCCAGUCCAGAAUUGGAUGAUGCCGAAUACCUCGAACAGCGAUGUCACACACAAGAGCUUAACCUCUUCUCCCGCUUCCUUCGCGCCUUUCCGUUUCUCGUCGAGAUCUGGUACUGGAACUUGACGUAUUGGAUCUACCAACUGAUGCGUGCCUUUUCUGCGAGAAUGAUAGCGGGCAAUAAGGGCGUCUUCAUGCGUGCACAAUACCACGCCCUCUCUAUUCUCUCCUUCGAGCAGACUCUCGGCAUCGCCAUUGAGCAACCGCUACAGGCAUAUAUCCUCAAGAACCACCCCAACAUCAUGGCCGUCUUUGCUCGCAUCUACUACUCCCACAUAUGUCUUGGUAUCGUUUUCCUCAUAUAUACUUACACCUACCUCACACCUUCUAUCUUUCAGCGUAUUCGCCGCACCAUCGCGCUCAACAACUACAUAGCAUUCGUCAUCUUGACAACCUGGCGCUGCAUGCCUCCACGUCUGCUCCCAGAGGAGUACGGGUUCAUUGACGUGCUUCAUGGUGGUUCUCAUGGCGGUUCUGCGUGGACUUCGAACCGCUUCCAACUUACCAUCGCCGCCAUGCCAUCACUUCACUUUGGCACUUCCCUGUUUCUCGCCGUCACUCUGGUGCGAUUCUCACCGCACAGGCCUCUACGUGUACUAGCCCCUUUCUGGCCCAUGGCCAUGCUGCUAACCAUCGUCUCGACCGCCAAUCACUUUCUCCUCGAUGCCGCCGUCGGUGCCUGUGUGCCCCUCGUAGGCUGGCGCUACAACCGGGCCAUGCUUCGGUUGAAACCCAUACAGGACUGCGUGCUUCGUUGCUUGAAUAUCGAAUACCCAGAUGACCCCUAUGGUCGUGAAAUCGGUCAGCCGCGAAAGGGGAUCUUGACACCAAGCCGCGGACCCGGUCGCUUCGUGGAUUAG